Molecule: messenger RNA, 2956 nt
Organism: Toxorhynchites rutilus septentrionalis
Lineage: Eukaryota; Metazoa; Arthropoda; Insecta; Diptera; Culicidae
Gene: Smox
Product: mothers against decapentaplegic homolog 3
Exons: 8
Coding region: 503-1903 (466 amino acids)
Biological process (GO): regulation of transcription by RNA polymerase II; transforming growth factor beta receptor signaling pathway; SMAD protein signal transduction
Cellular component (GO): heteromeric SMAD protein complex
Molecular function (GO): I-SMAD binding; DNA-binding transcription factor activity, RNA polymerase II-specific; RNA polymerase II cis-regulatory region sequence-specific DNA binding
Source: RefSeq, a predicted model, not a curated record
UACGGUCGGGUGCUAUCGUUCCCAUCGCGACUCUCAUCAGCGGUCAUCUACUCGCUCGUGACCUGCACGUCAAAAGAAAAGCAGUGAAUGUGUGCAGCUAGCUGAUCGUAGAUUUUUUGGCGAAUUUCCUUCCUGUUAUGGUGUGCGAUACGAAAUAGUUCCGGGAAAUUGGUGAAAAAUUCACGCCAAAUUCUCGUCUUCCAAAGCCCCCCCGAACAAUUGUGGUGAGGUGGUGAUUGCGUUGACCGUGAUCCUGAUUUACACCGCAAGCUCGCAAGGAUUGCAAAUUGUAGUUGACUGUUUUUUUUAUUGUGUGUCUCUGACAGUAAUAAUCGAUUAUCUAGUCUUUCCGUGUAUUGUGAAACCAAGAGUGGUGGCGAGUGCGUAAUUUUCCUCCAUUGGUGCAAGUAGCAAGUGAGGAAUCUCUAGUUCCGUACCGGUUCCAUCUGAUCUGGCCGAGGCCGUUUUUGCAAGCCGAAAAGCCAAUCUUUCCUUCGGAAAGAUGCUGCCCUUCAGUCCACCAAUCGUGAAACGCUUACUGGGCUGGAAGAAAGCUUCCGCGGAUGAUUCUGUGGAGGGCAAAUGGUGUGAGAAAGCCGUCAAAAGUCUGGUUAAAAAACUGAAAAAGUCUGGAGCCCUGGAGGAACUAGAACGUGCCAUUACGACGCAGAACUGCAACACAAAAUGUGUAACAAUUCCCAGAUCUCGUCCAGCAAACGGUGAAAAUGGAGUUGCGCUAAGGAAAGGUCUUCCACAUGUGAUCUAUUGUAGACUUUGGCGUUGGCCCGAUCUACAGAGCCAAGCAGAGCUAAAAGCGCUAGACAUUUGCGAGUACGCGUAUCACUUGAAGAAGGACGAAGUUUGCAUCAACCCGUAUCAUUACACAAAAGUGGACUCACAGCAGCCGCUGACGAUUCUUGUUCCAAAAAACCUAUCCACACCUCAGGGAAGCGAAAGUUCCGUUACCUACACACUAGAUGAUUUGAGCAAUACCGUACCGGUUAAUAUUCAGUACAAUAACGCUUUAAAUGACAACUAUGUAACCAGCCCCCAUCCCGUUCAGCAGCAGCCCCAGCAGCAUCAUCAAACCGCAUCGCCAUACAUGGAGGCCACGCUGGGUCAGCAGAUCCCGACCAACACCACGAUUAUGGACUCGGUGAACGUCGGUGUAGGCAAUAUACCAAACACCGAAACGCCACCGCCUGGUUACAUGUCGGAAGACGGUGAUCCUCUUGAUCAAAAUGAUAAUAUGACGGAUAUGUCCCGUCUGUCGCCUGCAAUGGACGCACAACCGGUGAUGUAUCACGAGCCCGCAUUCUGGUGCUCGAUAAGUUACUAUGAGCUGAACCUGCGCGUCGGUGAAACGUUCCAUGCGUCACAACCCUCGAUUACGGUGGACGGCUUCACGGAUCCAUCUAACUCAGAGCGAUUUUGCCUGGGUCUGCUAUCCAACGUAAACCGCAACGAAGUGGUCGAGCAAACACGUCGCCACAUAGGGAAAGGCGUUCGGUUGUACUACAUCGGUGGAGAGGUGUUCGCCGAGUGUCUCAGUGAUUCUAGCAUUUUCGUACAAAGUCCCAACUGUAAUCAACGGUACGGCUGGCAUCCGGCUACCGUGUGUAAGAUACCACCUGGAUGUAAUCUAAAGAUUUUCAACAAUCAGGAAUUCGCAGCUUUACUGUCACAGUCCGUAUCGCAGGGAUUCGAGGCUGUCUAUCAGCUAACCAGAAUGUGUACAAUUAGGAUGUCGUUUGUUAAGGGAUGGGGCGCGGAGUACCGACGACAAACUGUUACCUCAACACCUUGUUGGAUUGAAUUGCAUUUAAAUGGUCCACUGCAGUGGCUGGACCGAGUUUUAACCCAGAUGGGUUCACCACGAUUGCCAUGUAGUUCUAUGUCUUAAGCGAAAGCAAAAAGAAAACUUGAGAAAGUAGAAACAAACGAGAUUUACGAGAGAAAAAGAAAAAAACUUCGAAAGAAUCUUUACGAUUCAUGCUAUAUAGACGUUGCAAAAACAAUGAGAGAAAACAGAAAGAGAUAGAAAGCAAACAAAAUAUCAAACAUUUUCUAAUUGUAAGGAAUGCUAAUAUUUACGCGAGGAAAUUGUGUGUUAAUCGAUUUAUACCAGUUUUGAUUAGAUUUUAUUUAAGUUUAAACAUAUGUUUUCACUAUUAAUCAUUGCUUUACUUCGGAAAGCUGGAACAAGCCAAGCUUCCUCCCCACACGUGGUGAUAGCUGGUAGUAGAAUCAAGCUGGAUGCGAACAGCAUCCUUUUACUGAGUUGUACAGGUGCAAAGAGUGCAUAUACUUAUUGGUAAAUAAUCAUAAAUAUUGCGUUUGUUGUCAGUGCUCUUGUUCUACUUUCGUUUUUGUAAGUAGCGUUUGUGUUUUAUCAAUACCUAUUUGCAUACUGCAAUAAGCUUUAUUAUGUUGGAAGAUUAAUGAAAUCUAGAUGAUGCAUGAGAAAACACAUUUUGUUGAUAAGUAUAUUUUAUAACAUUGUUGAAACGCGAGAAGGAAAUUUAAAAUUUCAAAAUUGUCUACUACUCACUAUUUUGGAAUACGAGGCGGACACUAAAACAAUCAAAGCUAAUACCUUUGGUGUAAAACGACAGGUGAUUUUUCAUUUAGGGCCCAUCAGUGGAUUAUUGGGAGGAUUUUGUUUUUAUGUGAUAGAAACGAAACUUCUGUUCAAAAGCAAAUAAAACAAAUAAUCAGCGUAGUGUUUUCUAAGAAAGUUUAACGAACGUUUCGAGAUGAUAGGGAUAAAAUUAUAAACGUGCAAAGCAUGAUGAGAAGAGAAUAAACAUUAAGCAGAUGAGUGAUGCAUAUAUGAUGUUUGUGACCUUUUUAACCUUUUGUCCUUUUUUCUUUUUUGAAAGAACACAGAAGAGUUAGUGACACAGAAUUUAGAAGUUAGUUGCUUGAAAUACAUAUAACAAUAGAACCAAUGAAA